AUGAUACCUAGCAUCAUAUGGAAUUGUCGAGGUAUAGGCAACCUCGAAACCCAAUUCUAUAUAGCUAGCCUUAUCAGACAGUAUCGACUAGGUAUAGUAGGCCUCAUUGAGCCUAUGAUAUCAUCAGAUCGUAUCCAACCCUUACUUAGGAGGUUAGGUAUGGAUCAUUUUCACUCCAACCCCACGAAUCAUAUUUGGAUCUUUUGGACUAGACCAUACUCUAUGGAGUUGCUAGUCGAGGGACCCCAGCAUAUCACUAUGACGGCUCGAGAUCUCACCCAAGAGUUCACCUUCUCGGUCAUCUAUGCAUCACAUAGAUCCGAAGAAAGAGAAACUCUUUGGACGGACCUAGUUCAAUACGUGAGGGACUACCCUACACUAGUUGAGUCUCCUUGGUACCUAGCAGGUGACUUCAACUGUGUCCGUAAUACUAGUGAACGUCAAGGUGGGCGAAUCCCUAGGGCCCGUAACAUGGAGAUGUUCAAUGAUUGUAUUUUUCGAUUAGCUCUUAUUGAGCCACCUACAUCAGGCGAGGCAUGGACGUGGAGCAACAAUCGAGGGGACGCUUUGAUUUAUGAGCGUAUCGAUCGUUGUUUCAUCAACAGCAUCGCCAUGAUGCGACAUCCCAUAUUAGUCACGAUAUUACCCCGUUAUAGGUCAGAUCACACCCCGAUCCUCAUACUCCCUAAACAGAGUAUGAGCACCCAUAGACCCCCCUUCAGAUUUCAAACCAUGUGGCUCCAACAUGAAAACUUUCAGAGUUUCGUACAGAAUCACUGGUACGGACAGAUCUCAGAUUCUCCUAUGGAGAACCUUAGCUAUAAGUUAAGGAAUCUCAAACUCCACCUUAAAUGGUGGAACCGACAUAUCUAUGGGAAUGUCCAUACCCAAGUUGAUGCAUUGCAAAAAGAGUUAGCAGAAGUUGAAAGACUACUGCAAGCUAGAUAUUCAGAUGCUGCUUGGGAAAGGAGGAGUAGAGUGAGUGACCAGCUUGAUGAAGUUGUGCGACGACAGGAGUUAUUCUAUCUCCAGAAAUCACGCAUCCAGUGGUUACAAGAGGGUGAUAGAAACACUCGUUUCUUUCAUGCCUCGGUCGCUCAUCGCUCACGUUCAGAUUAUACCUCUCUUUUAGAGACAUAUGAUCAUGACCUUUCCCGCAUGCAGGAGGCAGGGGUUGAGUACUUUCGUACUCUCUUAACCUCUCAGCCGAUUGAGAUUUCUGAUGAUAUGCUCACUUCGAUCCCAUCAUUGGUCACUCACCGUGAGAACUCUCUCAUAACAGCCAUACCCACGGGAGAAGAGAUCAAGGAAGUAGUUUUCUCUAUGAGUAGACAUCGUGCACCCGGGCCAGAUGGUUUCCCAGCUGAUUUUUACAUUUCAUGUUGGGAUAUCGUUGGCACUGAUCUCAUCCAGGCCAUCAAGGAAAUCUUUCGUCGUAAAGUCUUUACACGAAGUUGGAAGGCCACCUUCCUUGCACUUAUACCAAAGGUGA
This is a messenger RNA of Spirodela intermedia, 1492 nucleotides long. Lineage: Eukaryota; Viridiplantae; Streptophyta; Magnoliopsida; Alismatales; Araceae. The record is from the annotation of a GenBank genome assembly.